CCACACGUUCUCUAGUCCUACCUCUAUAUAGUGGAGUGUUGUGCGGGGUGAGGGGUCGAUUCUGAUCUCGGUUUUGAAAUUUGUGUGAAAAACGUACAUUAGUGAUCCGAUCCAAGGAUGCGUACUGUCGGCAAGGUUUUGGCCGUCCUAUCGGUGGUUGCUCUGGUAGCGGCCGAAGUCUACUUCGAGGAAGGCUUCAAAGACGACUCGUGGGAAAAGAACUGGGUUCAGAGUGAACACAAAGGAGUCGAGUUCGGAAAAUUCGUCCUAACUGCCGGAAAGUUCUUCAACGACGAAGAAAACGACAAAGGUCUCCAAACCUCGCAGGAUGCCCGCUUCUACGCCAUGUCGGCCAAGUUCACGCCCUUCUCCAACAAGGACGACACCCUGGUGAUCCAGUUCUCCGUCAAGCACGAGCAGAACAUCGACUGCGGUGGCGGCUACCUGAAGGUCUUCGACUGCAGCAUCGACCAGAAGGAUCUGCACGGAGAAUCGCCGUACCUGGUGAUGUUCGGCCCGGACAUCUGCGGUCCCGGAACCAAGAAGGUGCACGUCAUCUUCAGCUACAAGGGCAAGAACCACCUGAUCAACAAGGACAUCCGCUGCAAGGAUGACGUCUACACUCACUUCUACACCCUGGUGGUGAAGUCGGACAACACCUACGAAGUGCUGAUCGACAACGAGAAGGUCGAAUCUGGCUCGCUGGAGGACGACUGGGAUUUCCUGCCCCCCAAGAAGAUCAAGGAUCCGGAAGCGAAGAAGCCGGAAGACUGGGACGACCGUGCCACCAUUGCCGAUCCGGAUGAUACCAAGCCAGAGGACUGGGACAAAUCGGAGCACAUUCCGGAUCCGGAUGCCACCAAGCCUGACGAUUGGGACGAUGAGAUGGACGGCGAAUGGGAACCACCAAUGAUCGACAACCCAGAGUACAAGGGCGAAUGGAAGGCGAAGCAGAUCGACAACCCGAACUACAAGGGAGUGUGGGUGCAUCCGGAAAUCGACAACCCAGAGUACGUCGAGGACAAGAACCUGUACCUGCGCGAGGAGGUUUGCACCGUCGGUCUGGACCUGUGGCAAGUCAAGUCCGGUACUAUCUUCGACAACUUCAUGAUCACCAACGAUGUCGAAGCGGCCCAGAAGGCUGCCGCCACCUUCAAGGAAACCCAGGAGGGCGAGAAAAAGGUGAAGGAGGGUCAGGAAGCCGAGGAACGCAAGAAGGCCGAAGAGGAAGCCAAGGCUGCCGAAGACGCCAAGGACGAUGAGGAUCUGGAUGAUGAGGAAGAUGACGAAAACACCGUCGCAGAAGCCACCGAGGUCGAAGACGACGGACACGACGAACUGUAAACUACAGUGGGGCAGGCCGAGAGCUUCUCUCUCUCUCUCAGGAUGUGCAUUUAGGACGUCAUCAUCUUAACUUAUUCAAUCUUUUCUCGCAUCCAAGCGUUGUUUAACAAUGACCUACUUUCGUCUACCUUCUAAAUUCGUUUGUUGUGCUACACAACGGUAAUGACUAUGUUCAAAUAGUCACCUGAAUUUUUGUUUUUUUUUUUUCGUUGUAAGACAAGUCAGCAACGGUUUUCUUUUGGUUAGCGUGCGACAAAAAAAAAGUAAAUUAUGACCAACAGACACACACACCUACACAAGAGAAUUGAGAGCAAAUUCGACCGUUUAGCUACAAAUGAAUAACUUGAUAAGUCUGAAUAAUAUCGUUUUAAAGAGAAAAUAAUGAGAGCUGUUUAAGCAAACAGGUCGCGCGAAUCUCCGCGUAUGAAGAGGAGGACAUAAACACACUACAUUUGUACUACAUUACUAACUGCUCUUUGUGAUUGCGACUGAAUGGAGAAAAUCAUGAUUUAUGGUGUAUGAUGAUGUGCGCGCGUGUAUAUAAGUUUUUUCUCUGUUUAAUUCAAAUUGAAUUACUUUUUAGAAGUAUAAGAAAAAGAGGAAAAAGCUGAAUAAAUUGGUUGAAAACUGAGAA
Messenger RNA from Ochlerotatus camptorhynchus, 1978 nucleotides. It is a transcript of the gene Calr, whose product is annotated as calreticulin. Gene Ontology annotation, cellular component: endoplasmic reticulum; endoplasmic reticulum membrane. The transcript is spliced from 3 exons. The coding region runs from base 118 to 1344 and encodes 408 amino acids. Gene Ontology annotation, molecular function: calcium ion binding. NCBI's taxonomy places the organism in Eukaryota, Metazoa, Arthropoda, Insecta, Diptera, Culicidae. Gene Ontology annotation, biological process: protein folding. The record is from RefSeq and is a predicted model, not a curated record.